Messenger RNA from Vitrella brassicaformis, 1896 nucleotides. Lineage: Eukaryota; Vitrellaceae. The record is from the annotation of a GenBank genome assembly.
AUGCGGGGGCGUCUUUCUUCGGUUCCUUUCUCCUCUCCCCCUGCCCGACGCAGGUUUGCACAGCCAUGCAUGUUGUGACAUCCCCCUAGCUGUGUGCAUAUGUGUGUCAGGUUCUCUCUGCUGGCCAUCAUGUGGCCUCUAGCUCUGCUGGUCGUUGGCUGCACGCCCCUCGGCCUCGCCAAGUCGCUGCCCAUGAUCCCAACGGGAGGCGACGUGCCGAUGUUGCCUAUGCCUGUCAGUGAGUGCAGUCUGCCCCGCAUCGAGUGCAGUGCCGCGGCGCUCGCUCAAUUGGCUGCCGUGGUGGCGCCCAUGUUCUCGCCCAUGCUGCAGUGGCAGCGACAGCUCAUCUCCUCCUCUCACAGUGGCGGUCACCAUGGCCUGACAAUGAUCUGGGUAAACCUGUCAGUCCCUGAAGGCCGCCAUCAGGCCGCUCUGGUCUUUCCCCUCUCCGGUGCAGAUCGACCUGUGCCGAGAUCUCAUCACAGACCCAUCGCUGGCGGGCGUCAUGGUCUGUGUGCAGCUGCCAGUCCGGCACUAUCCAAGGCCGUUUCAUUCUGCAUUCGUCUCUGUGUGUGUAUGUGUGGUGUGCAGCUCACGUUGUUGGGCAGCCUGGGUGGAGACGGGCUUGGCGUGAGCUGGCAGGCUUACACUUACCUGAGGAUGAUAUGUGAGUUCACCCCUGUCAUCAUGCGAGGCAUUUCCGCGGCAAUCAACAAGAGCCUCAACAAGGUGAAGCCUGCCACGGAGUUCAAAACUCGGCAUCCGGCGACGGCGAAGGCGCUAGAUGAGGUCAAGUCGAAGGUCAAAGUUCUGGCGCUGGCCGUGUUGAAGACAGACAGAAUGGCGGACCCCCAGGUAAGCCGCGCCACGAAUCCUUGUAUCCAUUCGGUUGCUUCCCUCUGCAGCAUGAGCGAAUCUGUCUGCGAGACUGGAAUCGCAAAGGCGCCGAGGCGUGUCCUGAGAAAUACCCUUACAAAUGCUCGCUGGGCUACGAAUGCGCAGUGUCCGGCUUCGCUUGUAGAGAGUACCAGCUGCUCAAGUUCCUCGAGAAGGCGCAGGAAAGGCAUACAUACACACAUCUAUCCACGAGAGACACACAAUCUCUCUCUGCCUGUUGCCUCUCCUCUUUCCGACACGGCAGGCGCACUGUACCUUGUCGGCUACCUGACUGCCUUCCCCCCGACAGCAGGGGCCGCCUUCGCUGUCAGCGCAUUGCAGAGGGUCAUCCGGAAUCGCAAUUUGUUUCUGAAGCGGACCCACAUCCACACGACCGUGAUCGAGCUGCUGACCAAGAGGUGGCACGAUCUGUCCCUCGCGAAGGCCAGCCGGUACGCCACAGUGGCAUGGAUCAUCACCGUCCUGAAGAAGAGCCUCCCACUUGCUGGAAACCUGGCACUUGCACCGAGCAUCACUCUCUCUAAUCCCUGGGGAGCCGUAAGCACACCACACACAAGCACACACACAGGAUCUUGUGUGUGCUUGUGCAGAUGGCAAUUCACAGGUAGGGGAAAUACAUCAACCCAUAGCGCAACGCCAGGUAAUCUCUUAUGUGUGCGAUACGUGAAGCGUGAGCCGUUGUGUCGUGUUGUGACAGGAAUGAGGUCCCUCCUCGGCUGAGUCCUAUCCGCCUCCGGGAGACGCCGCCGGUGACCACUCACAUUCUCAGGCUGCUCGUUUGACUUUCACACCCCUGUCUGAUUGUCUGUCUGUCUGUCUGUCUGUCUGUGAGUGCAGUCUGCCCCGCGUCUGUGUCUGAUUCAGGUGGGCGAGCAAGUAUGUGCCGUUCCUCUUGAGGAAGCUUCGAGCGGGGAUUCCCAAGCUCGGGCGAAAGAUCAAGAGGGCCUGCAUGAAGCUGCGGGACAAAACAGUCCGGCUCUUCUUCCAGAUCCUCGGUAA